Messenger RNA from Leptidea sinapis, 10127 nucleotides. RefSeq names its product serine-rich adhesin for platelets-like. Lineage: Eukaryota; Metazoa; Arthropoda; Insecta; Lepidoptera; Pieridae. Bases 463 to 4881 code for a protein of 1472 amino acids. Gene Ontology annotation, cellular component: nucleus. The record is from RefSeq and is a predicted model, not a curated record. The transcript is spliced from 8 exons.
GCGGCGAUUGAUGUGAAAGGCGAAACGUUGUAGUUUUUCCUUUUGUAAAUAAAUGUAACCGCGUUUUUGUAACAUUUUAUUAAAUCAAGAAGAAGAGGAUUUUUCACUGAAUACUGUUUUGUAUCACGAUACAGAUUGGCAAACAUUGUAUGAUAGUAAAAGUGGUUAUUCGUUUCACAAUAGACAAAACCCAUCGUCACGAGCACUUGGUGCCGAGGCCAUAUUUAUGAUGUUAUCUGUUUUGUGAGCGUCUUCGAAUCCCAUUGAUUCAACAUUGUGAGAUUUUCACAAGUAAAGAAAUGGGUAUCCCUUUGAGUGAACAUUCAUACCUAUUGAAAAUAAUUCAGUGUGCUCCAGAGUAGUGGUAUUUUAAUAUUCUUACUGUUUGGCAAACUAAGGAUGAAAGUGUGGACUAAUAUAAAGAGAUUAUAUUGAUAAUAAUAUUACAAGACGGAGGUGGUAAUGGAUCCAGUAGGACCAUGGUCAGCGUAUGCCUCAUACAAUCGACUGGCAGGUGUACAAGCUGGUGCUGCAAGUGGAGAUUUUCACCAUCAUUUGGCAAGCAGUGGUACAGGAUUAGGAAGUCAGUCAGUCCCUUCAACAACAAGUCAGUUAUUAUUGCAGGCAGCUCACACUACUGCAUCACUAGCAGGUCAAUUGGGUUCAUCAACAGCAUCACCUUUUAAUCCAGGUGGAUUUCUGUCACCUCCAGCUGUAAGCUAUGAUGCAGUUUUUUCACCGUUGUUUCAUCAUGGAAAUCCAAAACCAGCACACUACAGUUCUACAUUACAACAUAGACAAGUUAUAGCACAGGCUCAAGCUCAGGCACAAGCUGCUGCAGCAUCUAAGCAGUCAUCAGUGGAAACAGAACUUUCUUCAUUGAGAGAAAAUUAUUCUCAUCAAACACUAGCUGCUCAAGGAACAUUUUUUGACCAACCUUCUACUGGAAGUACAGCAGGGCUAAGUUGGCAAGGCAAUAAUCAACUUCCAAGUCCAUUUGGAAUCUUACCACAUGAAAGUGUAGUGCCUUCUUCACCGAGUCCAGCCACUACAAAAUCGGCUGCAUCAUAUGAAAAUUUUAAUGCACAUUUUGCAGCUACACAAAAUCUCAAUAAUCACAUAAAUUCGCAGAUUGCUAAUACUACUAAACCAACAAACAGGUCGGGAUCACCAGCAACUGCGUCAAAACAACCAGUGUCAUCAGCACCUUCAACAUUUUUUCAAUCUCCCUCAACAUUUGGAAAUCAGACUGAGAAUUCAUAUAGUUCAAACAGUUCUAAAAGUGGUCAGCUAUCUGCACAACAGGACUAUGCUGGAAGUAAGUCAUAUUCAAGUUCUGCAAGUUCUGCAGCUCUCUCCCAACAAUCUUGUAUAGUAUCAAAUCCACCUGUCACCUCUGUAUCCACUCCUAGCAAAGACUUUCGAACCUCAUCCUCAACCUCAACCACAAGAUCAUCAACAUCAAUAUAUAAUUCUCAGUCCCCAAAGAGUGCAAGCAGUGAAAAAUCCCAUCCAGCAAAUAGUAGUAAUAGUGGUUUUGCCUCACCCACACCUAAACCUCCUCAAGUCCAGACAAAGGCUCAAAGCAAAGUGUAUCCAGAAAUAGCAAAUGAUCAACGUAAAAGCUGUGAUUCAAAUGAUAAACUUCAACCACAAUCUUCACCUAUUAGUUAUUCUAUAAUGGAUGCACCUGGGAGAUUAAGCUUUUCUGCAAGCAAUGGUUCAUCAUCUAAAUCUAGAAUAGGAUCUUUAGCAUACUCUUCUAAUCAAAGUUCUAGUUUUCGACAUUAUCAAAGUGGUAAUAAUGUUGAAUCUGACUACCACGUUAGAGCUAAGAGUAGUUCAAGUACAGAUACUGGUUAUUCUAGUAGUAGUUCACAAAAUGGUCCAGAUUGUAGUUUAGUUGGAUCUAAACGACAAAGUCCCUUACAAUCAGCACCACAAACUUCACCAUUAGGACAUGGCUCAAGUCCUGCGUAUCCUGUGUAUCACAGCCCAAUGAAUUCUAUGAAUUCACCACAGCCGCAUGGAGAGCACUAUAGUAAAGUCCCUGCACCUCGUUCACCUCUUGAUGCAUCAAUAUCAAGACCACCAUCACAAAAUAGCCAAGUAGCAUACCCUUCUGUUAUUACCCGUGCUUUAGGAAUAGAACAAAAUAAAACAUAUGCUGAAACUCGUUAUGAACGAAAUCAGCCUCCAAGCUCAGCAUCUUGUUGGGAUGCAGAAAGGCAAAAGAAAUUUAGUAUCAGUAAUAAUAACAAUGUUAGUCAUACUUCUUAUAAUACAUCGUCUGAUAACAAUACUCAUGAAGAGAAACCACCUCAAAAUUCUAAUGACCGAACUUUAGGCUUAAGUGAAAAGCACCAGCAUUAUUUUGAUAGUAAUAAUGUAGCUUUACAAGAUCUUUCUAGUUGCAGAGGUGAUCCAAUGACUAUAGUUAAAAAUCUUCAAAACUUGCAGCAAAAUUGUCAAUUACAAGACUCAAAAGCAAGUAAAACUCAAACUCCUAUUACAAAUACAAUUGCAUCUAAAGUAGUAAGAAGAAAGAGCACUGAUAAACCAAUUCCCCAUUCUAAUGAAUUAUCAAAUGCUGCAGUGAUGGCUGACUAUUUAGCUUCGCGGAUACCUCCCCCUGCUCAUAGUUCUACCAGUAACCAACAACAGAAUGGUACAUAUUUUGAUUUUGAGAGAUGGAAUCUACCACCACCACCCCCCAAAAUGUUUCCUGGCACCACACCUUUUGGAUCACAAGCACAAUUGCAUGCAUCCAAUUUUGCUAACCAACAUCAAGCUCUAGCAAUGCAACAUGGACAUGCAUUGACUUAUUUCCCACCUUUCCACUUAGGUCCUCAUCCUGAUUUCCCAUCCUCUGUGGAGUUAACACCUCUGUCGUCUUUUAGUGACACACCACCUUCGGCUUCUUCAUCAUCUUUUUCUACUCCUGAAACUCGUGAAGAAGAGCAGCCUAAGGUGGUAGUACCUAAUAUAGAGGAAGAACUUGGUUUCCUUGCAGAACGGGCCAAUUCUGCGUCGACGGUAGCACCCACUUCACAGCAGCAGAACUUAAACAACUCACAAGAUACAUCAAAAGUCAUGGAUAAAAAGUUCAAUGUUCCGGUCACAGGCCCGGGCUCAGGCUUCAUGGCUUCUUAUUUGAAGUUCUUGCAAGGGGAAAGGGACACAUCACCUCCUCCGGCCGGUAGGGGAGCCAGAAAAUCAACUUGGUCAAGAACAAAUACAACAAGUACUGUAAAUAAUAAUAAAACUUACAAUACAGUUGAUCACACCAAAAGUCCUUGUGAUGCAAACUCAUCGCAACAAAAUGCUAAUGGUGCAAUGGCUCCAUCUAACCCUUUAAAUACCGUUAUGCCUUUAAGUAAUCCUGUCCUGAGUUCACCUGUCAGUAUGAAUACAACGGGUUUAUUGGGCAGUAAUCAAAUUCAUGGCUCACAGUCAAAUCUGCUUGGUUCACAAGGAAAAGGUGUUGAGUUAGAUGAUCCGCGCUAUUACAAUUUAAACAAAGAGCGAAAACGAAAGUUUGAUGGGUCAGAUGAGUCUAGUUAUGAUGCAGAAGAAGAGGCAAGAAGGCUAAACAAACCAGUUCUAAAUGUGCCUAGUACACCGUUAAAUGAUAAGACCAAAAAGAGUAGAUCGACAGCCAUGAACAAGCCCACACCAUCAGCAGUGGUCGCUCCCCAACCGGCCGCGCCCAAGAAGCCACGACCACCUGCGCCCCCGCCUGUGGCCCCGCUGCAGGCAGCACCACAGCAACAAUACUAUUACCAACACCAACCUGAGGAAGUUAAUCCGCAUGCCACUGCUACAGGAUAUGGAACAUAUGGAUCAACAGACAAUGAUAAUUCCAGCAGGAAAUUGCAUAACAUUAAAUCACAUCAGCAGAUUGCCCCGGGUCAGAUUGAUAACAAUAGGCCAAUUGAAGAAAUGCCCUAUCAGUCCGGAGAGUUCAUCACAUUAAAAAGUGAAUUAAAUGAAAUGUGGCCGGCGAUGUGGCGGGUAGAUGGAAAAACAUUAUUGCAGAAGUUCGAACCGUUUGAAGAAAAUGGAAAAGUUUUAUAUAGAAAUAUAUCGACGUACACUGUCUGGAAUCCGGAUAAUAAGAAACUGUAUACUCAAGUACCAGUGAAGAUUCGAUCGCAGUCACAUUUAGAAACAAUUAUAGAGUUAGUGAGGAAUGAAUUGCCGCUAGAUGAUUGUAAUUUUAUCGAGAAGAGAAUGUUGGAGACCCAGAUGUAUCAGGAGAAUUUUGAGGUCUACAUUCAAACGUUGAUAUCGCACGCGCUGGAUCCUAAUUUCCUGAUGGAAAUUUUCCAAGAGCAAGAUGAGUAUUUCCUAUCGAAUGUGAAAACUGUGGAUGAAGUGACAGAGACGAUGCGAUCGCGAGUGUCAUCUGGUGUGCUGGGAAACGGUGGAGGGGCGCGCUCUAUAGACGCGGCUGUGGGCACCUGGCCAGGUCUGAGUGUCACGGCUGGGAAUGGAACCUGCAGGGCAUGUUCUAGACCGGCAGUCGCAAGGUUACUACUGUAUGGACAGCCAUAUAACCCUGGGACGUUGGAGCCUGUUCAACCUGAUGCUAGAUUAGCCUAUGAAAAGGAGUUCCUUGUGUGUACGACGUGCUGCGGCCGCGUACAAUUGUAUUCUAGGAUAUCCCAUCAGAAGUACCUCAUGUACGCCGAGUGCAGUAAACGAGUCGCUGAGAAACGAAUGCAGAACCCCAGUAAAGACACCACAGUUAUAUUGAACGAGCUGUUGGCGGAUGAAGUGUGGCUCUCACAGUUAUUCCGCGACGUUCGACAUUCCUGGGCAGAAGCGGAGUCCUGGGAGCGGAAAAUGAGGCACGCGAUGUCCAGACAAAUGAUAUAACAGUUGUUAUAGCCUCGUCGUAUCAAGUGUACAAUAACUUUGACAUUUCGUAAGGACUUUUUGAUACGUGUGAAGUGUCCUCGGGCGUGUAUCGAUACGUCCGUUAAAAAUACGUACAUAAUAGCAUUUAAUUUAGCGUUACGGAGACGGGAAUCACAUUGAGACCACGGACGAGUUAAAAAAGAUAGACUCCGCGCCGCGAUAUUAGCAAGUGAAGCACCUCUAUGCUAGUGUGUGUGCGGUUACGGGGGAUACCAGUUACAGAGUUUUUUCUCCCUUAAAUAAUAACACAAAUACUUUUAUAGUAUCGUUUUUACAUUUUUUCACAACGCACUACGGCAUUUUUAAAAUAUUUUAUUGCGACGGAAACUGAUCGGCCAGACGGUGGCACAUCUCAUAAUGGCGGCCGAUCGGCUUAUAUUAGUGUAAGUGUGUGCGUGGGACUAUGUAUUUACUCGUUUACCGGCUUGCUUUGGUGCUUCACUGUUAUGUAAGGUGACAUGGAGUCUUUCUUUUUUUACUCGUCCGUGAUUGAGACAUCACAUAUUUUAAGAUAAAAUUAUAACAAGUUAAUGGCUGUUACUUUGGUAUCUGUCAUUGAUGUGGCCAUUUCUUUUAGAGCAAUUGUUGUGAUUUAUUUUUAUUCGUGCAAGUGAUCUGUUAGCGAUUAGUUUAGUCUUAUAUACUUUUAAUUAAAACUGAUUUUCUAGAGCGGGUAUCGGUCCGAAAUUAAAUUCCAUAAAAUCUUUUUGAAGAUUUUUUUUCUAAUUAAUAACGAAUGUGUUUUUUUUUUUCGGUACAAUAACUUGAGAACUAUGCCCCGUUGAGGGUUGUAUCAGAAUUGUUUUGUACUGUGUGUAUAAAUUUUUUUAUUGUUAAUUGAAUAUAAAUUAUAUCAUUUGAAAUUUAUUUUUAAUAUUGUAACUAAAUGUUUGUUAUGGAAUCAAUUGGCUAAAAACUGCUUAAUAUCAAAAUGGACCUGAAAAAAUACUAAAGGUGCAUAAUAUGAGGCUUUCGAGUGCAUUUAUUCCAUUGAGGUCGCAAGUUAUCAUGCUCGGUUACUAUUUUUUUUUGUAUGUAAACUGUGUUCGCUGAGAGUUGAUAAUUCAAAUAAAUUAAAAUUAGUUUCUUUCCAAGUAUGUGGUAAAAAGUUAUUUUACUAAACAAUUGUUAUUUUUAAAGUGAUAUCACUAACUUCUGGGAUAACUUAAAUAAAAUUUAUAACCAAAAUUUAUGAAUGAUGCGGCGAUCUGUCAGGUUCCGUCCGGGCGCCCUUCGAGUGACGUAUGUUUAGUAAAUCUUGGUGUGUCUAUUUCAACUCUCAGGUUGUGGCUUCAUUCAGGAUCCACUUUACAGUUGAUGACCAGCUCAACCCCAAUAAUUGCAUAUUAGGAAAUUGGCUUGAGAUGUCGAUAUUUCAAAUCUAAACAAUUUGUUAUUUGUAGAGAGUCCCGCAUCGCUCAUAAAUUUUACUAAUUUAAUUUAGUUAUAUUACUGAUAGAUGCUGGUAUUACUACUACACCUUCAUGCCUCGUACUGAUACUCGUAGUUUGGCUACACCCGUCAUACUAAUUGCGAUGAUAUUAAAUUCUCGAAUAUUAACUCUCGGCGAAUAAAUUUUACACACAUAAAGUAAUAUAUUAUAUGACAGGGUAUAUGCAUGUAUGAUUAUUUGUCAUUAGUUCACUGAAUACAUUGUCCACAAACAUUAUUGAUAUAAUUAUUGGAAUAUUAACUCAUUAGCUGUUAACAACCAACAAAUCAAAAUCCAGAAAAAGACAAUGUUAACGAUUUAUAAUCAUAAUAAUAAUCAGGGAGUGUACAUUUCAUGCCCGUUUCCUCAUAAUGACGUAUUAAUAUAAACACACACAGGAUGUUUCAAAAAACGUAGUGACAGAUAGUCGUAUGAACGUUUGAUUCUAACAUAAUAGUUUCUGAAAUAUAAAAAAUAAGUAUUUAAUGGGAUUGGAACAAAAUGCGUUAGUUAUAAAUUAUAACUAAUUAAUUUAUCUCUAAACUAGCUGACCCAGCAAACGUUGUAUUGCCGAUAUUAAAAUCGCGAUACAAAAGUAACUGUUGAUCGUAGAUGGGUGAAAAUUUGGAUUUGUAUGUAUUUUUUAAUGCUGACUCAUAAUCGAACAAAUUUAAAAAAAUUUGGCGUUAAACCCUUAACAUUUAGGAGGAUGAAAAAUAGAUGUUGUCCGAUUCUCAGACCUACCCAAAAUGCACUCAAAAUUACAUGAGAAUCGGUCAAGCCGUUUCGAAGGAGUUUAACUACAAACACCGCGACUUGAGGAUUUUAUAUCUAUACUAAUAUUAUUAAACUGCAGUGUUUGUUUGUUUGUUUGAACGCGCUAAUCUCUGCUACUACUGGUCCGAUUUGAAUGAUUCUUUCAGUGUUGGAUAGUCCAUUUAUCGAGGAAGGCUAUAGGCUAUGUUUUUUUUUUAAAUUAGGGAUCCGUAAUAAAAUUGCUAUUUUGUAACACAAGGUGUAAAUUCGAAAACUUAUUUUUGCGUGCGCUGCAAAAACUAUUGACAAUAGAACAAAAUGUUGUACAGGCUAUAAUAUAGGCAAUAUUUUAUUACUUAUAAAACUAUCGCGUGAAUUAUACUUUAUAUGGCAAAACAACGUUUGCCGGGUCAGCUAGUAUUAGAUAACACGCAUAAUUAAAUGAAGAAAUAGUCAUGAAAACCAACAAUUCGUUUUUUUCCUGUAUGUAGCUUGACGUCAUACGCCUGUCAUCGGCAUGACAUGUAUGCUCUCUGAUAAUAAUAAUAAAUUAAACACAUAUUUAAGGACCGAAUACAUUAUAAUACAUGCCAGCAUUAUUAAGAUAAUAUAAUUAGUAUAGAUUAUAGUGACUUAUUAUAUUAAUUUUGUAGUUUUUAAUAUUUCUGUGUAUAAUUAAUUCUUUUUUGUAGACCACUUCUAAAAUGGUUCCGUGUGCUGUUAUUAUUUUGUAUGUUUUUCUAUAUUAAUUUAGAUUAAACGACAUAUCUCAGUUAUUGAUUGACAAAUAGUACUCCAACAACGACAGUAUUAAAUAACUGUGGUAUUAUAUUCAAGGUAUAGGCUAUUUCAAUAUUUAUAUUGAAAAUUAAUCACGUUCAAAUAGUAAGCAUCACUUGUACCCUCAUUAGCUAAUGUCAAUAUUAUAGGUAAAUCAAAUCAGAACUGAUUGAAUCAGUUUUUUUCUACUUUACUUAAUAUAUAUAUCGCCGGGACACCACGUUGGCUUUACUAGUCGCCGCUACCAACAAAAUAUAUACAGCUCUAUAGAGAUACUGAUCUGGUGUCUAGUUUGGUAGCUUACGGACACCACCUUGAUGUCCUGGUGAAAUAUUGCCCUUAAUAAAGUCAAUCCGGUUGAAGUAUAUUUAUAAUAGUACUUCAUGCAUAUACCAUUAAAAUCACUCUUAAUCACGUUAAUAACUUUGGUGCAGCGUGGCAAAUUUGUAAGAGAAACGCGCAUGGCUGCGGACGAAAGACGAACAACUACGGUUGUGCGGGUGGAUGCGUUGGGAACUGCAUAAAAGUCUGAAGCCUUGUACACAUACAUAGGUCUGCCUUUAGUUUCACUCGUUCGAUGUAAAAUGUGGACCCGGCAUUAUGAAACACAACAUCAGAUACAUCAUUUGAAUUCAACUAACUUCAACCUCUCUCUCUUUUCUGAAACUUUCCUUCGCCUACUUGAGUCUGUUUUGGACCGUUCCAGAACUUGCGUCAGUAACUAUAUGGCUUGCAACCCCAUCUGACUUGUGGCCUAUUUGAUCUGUUUGCGGCGUUUGAUUUGUACAACAGUGUCAAGUAUUCGCUCCUGCGUACCUGGUCUGCUAACGUGGCGUGCUUUAUUGAGCAUUUCGCCAUCUCCGAAGUAUAAACAAUAAUGGUCAUUCGACCAUACAGGGCAGACAUCUUAACUGACACGCUCAAUGCACGCGGUGCCAUUCAACUGUGUUUAUUACAAGCACAUUACGUUCCAUCUCUUAAGUUUCCGGUUUAAGAACGAUGUGCGGGCCGAACGUAUUUGUUUUAUAGUGCUAUUAGGCUCAGGUCAUACUAUCAGAGUAAUUAUCAAAUAGGAGGCGAUCAUUAAUUGCAUGAGGAAUUUUUCUCCCCCUCCCUUCCUUUUUUUUCGUUGUUACUUGAAAACUUAAAUAUUUCGGUUGUGUUAUCACUAUAGAACAGCACUUUAUGUUAGUACAUUCGCUUUAGUAAGUAACUAGCGGUAUAGUAUCGUAAGCCUAUCAAUUAUAUAUAGCAAACAUAAAACGAACGCCUUAUAAGAUACGUAUAAUAAUUAGUUAAUAAAUUGAAGAGUAUUAGCAAUACGAUGUAAAUAAAUAAUGAACGAACAAACUGUAUGUAGCUGCCAAUUCCAAUAUUGUAGUUAUAAGCAUAAGCUUAGAUUAAGGAUUGGUCUCCGCUAAUCCGUAAUACUACGCCCAACUGGGACGUUGACCUGCCACAUGUUCUGUUAAACUUUGCUAAUAAGUAAUUAACUAAACUAAAAUGUGGGGUUGCGUAGUAAAACUUUGUAAAAAGAAUACUACAAGAAAUAAGAAAGACCGUGGGAUCACAUAUCAGUAAGUAUUUUGUUUUUUAUUGAUUUCAAUGUAAAAUAACACGAAUUGUAUGUUGAAAGAUGCCAUUAAGUGUCAAGAUGCCAAGCACACAAGCAUCUAAUAGUUGCCGUAUUAAAAAAGCUAUUGUUCUUGGGUAGUGCGGUAUAUAGUUGGAAAGCAGCGGAGACCAAUCCUUAAUCUAAGAGCAUAAGGUUCUUUUUUAAGCUUUGAACUCUGACGUAACUUAGAUAAUAUUAAAAAAAUUAUUCAGUAAUGUGGCGUCUUAUAUUAUUUUUAUAACUAUUGCUUCUUGGGACUUGAACAGUUACGAAAUACUUUUGGAAUACGCGUCAACUUAUUUCCAGUUAUUGAUGGAAAAAAAUUGCAAUUUGAGAGGAUUUCACUUCGGAGUUAGACUUAGUUUUGAGUGGUGUUAGAUAUCAUUGCCUUUCUUUCUGACCUUAAAGAAAACUUUUAACCAAUGCCAGGGCAAACACAAAAAUAAAGUCUUAGAUCAUUUCUACGUACGUAUCAUUUCUACCUAGACGGAAUAUGACAGCUGUGAAAACGUCGAAAAAAUUGAGUUUAGAACUAACCUCUAUUUUGAGAAAUGCACACACACUAACACAAAGUGUCAUACAAAUCGCGAGUGUCAGACGUAGCUUGUCACGCACACUAAA